UGUAUCUGUGGUGGCUACAGUGGUUGUCACGUGACCGCGAUCGACUUUAUAAGAAGUUUGUGACCACGAGGUUUUUAUUUUAGCCCGCAAGAUACGGACAAAAAUCGAAUUCGUUGCUGGACACGGAUUAACUAAGGAACGUACGAAGCACCGGUCAAGACAGUUUCCACCACAAAAAUGCCUUCGAGCAAUCCACUAGCGCCAAAAGAGAAUGCACUGUUCAAACGUAUUUUGAGAUGUUACGAACAGAAACAAUACAAAAAUGGGCUGAAGUUUGCAAAACAAAUUUUAAUGAAUCCAAAGUAUGCAGAACAUGGAGAAACGUUAGCCAUGAAGGGAUUGACAUUAAAUUGUCUUGGAAGGAAGGAAGAGGCAUAUGAAUAUGUCAGGAAGGGAUUGAGAAAUGACUUGAAAUCACAUGUGUGUUGGCAUGUGUAUGGCUUGCUCCAAAGAUCGGAUAAGAAAUACGACGAAGCCAUCAAGUGUUACAGGAAUGCGCUGAAAUGGGAAAAGGAUAACAUCCAGAUUCUCAGGGAUCUAUCCCUUUUGCAAAUACAAAUGCGCGACAUGGAAGGGUACAGGGAAACUAGGUAUCAGUUACUGAUGUUAAGACCGACGCAAAGAACUUCCUGGAUCGGUUACGCUCUCUCCUACCAUCUAUUGGAAGACUACAUGAAUGCACUCAAAAUUUUGGAAACUUUUCUUGAUCAACAACCAAAGGGAAACUUAGACUACGAACACAGUGAGCUUAUCCUUUACCAGAACAUGGUAGUUCAAGAAUCCGGUGAUCUACAAAAAGCUUUAGAUCACUUAGAAAAGAAUUCGGAUGCUAUUGUGGACAAGUUGACGCUUAAGGAAAACUUGGGUUCGUUGAAUUUGCGACUAAAGAAGUUUGAAACAGCUGCAAAAAUUUAUGAGGAGUUGAUCAAGCGUAAUCCGGAGAAUACUUUGUAUUACAAAAAGCUGAUCGAGUCGAAGCAGCUGACUGAUCCCGAAGAAGUCGUGAAGUUCUAUGUGGAAUACGCUGAACUCUUUCCACGCGCUAUGCCACCGAAACGGUUACCAUUGAACUAUGCUAGUGGAGACGUAUUCAAAAAUCUGGUAGAUAAGUAUAUGCGGAAGGGAUUGUCGAAAGGUGUGCCACCUUUGUUCGUCGAUUUGAGGUCGCUGUACACGGAUAAAACCAAAGUGGAAAUCAUUGAAUCACUCAUGAUGCAAUACGUAGAUGCCUUAAAAAAGUGCGGGAAAUACAAUGAAGGGGACACCGCCAAUGGACCUAAAGAACCCGCCUCUGCCUUAUUAUGGGUUUACUAUUUUCUUGCUCAACACUACGAUUACCUCGAUAACACGGAAAAGGCCCUGAAUUACAUAGACGAUGCUAUAGAACACACUCCAACGCUGAUUGAACUGUUCGUAACCAAAGGAAGAAUAUACAAGCAUGCUGGUGAUCCACAAGAAGCAUACAAAUGGUUAGAUGAGGCCCAAGCACUAGAUACUGCCGAUCGUUAUAUCAAUUCUAAAUGCGCUAAAUAUAUGUUGCGCGCCAACCACGUAAAGGAGGCCGAAGAAACGUGUGCCAAAUUCACAAGGGAAGGCGUGUCCGCCAUGGAAAAUCUGAAUGAGAUGCAGUGCAUGUGGUUCCAAACGGAAUGUGCCUUGGCAUACCAGAGAUUGGCCAAAUACGGAGAGGCAUUAAAGAAAUGCCACGAAGUCGACAGACAUUUCUCGGAAAUAAUUGAAGAUCAGUUCGAUUUUCACACAUAUUGCAUGAGAAAAAUGACAUUGCGCUCGUAUGUGGGUUUGUUGCGUUUGGAAGACGUUCUCCGAGGCCAUCCAUUCUAUUUCAAGGCGGCAAGGUGCGCCAUUGAAGUGUAUUUACAUUUGUUCGACGCCCCAUUGAAAGACGAGUCUGCGGAACAAGAGCUGAAUACAGAGAAUUUGGCGCCUUCGGAGCUGAAAAAGUUGCGCAACAAACAAAGGAAAGCCCGUAAGAAGGCCGAGCAGGAGAGCGCGCAGGCGGCUCAAGCGCAGGUGAAGAAAGAUCAACACCACAAAUGCGGAAGAGGCGAUGUCGAGCCGGAUGCACCGCAACUGGACGAACUGAUUCCGGAUAAAUUGGCUAGGGUCGAUGAUCCUUUAGAGCAAGCAAUCAAAUUCCUUCAGCCGCUCCAGAUGCUCGCAAAUGAUCGGAUAGAGACCCACUUGAUGGCUUUUGAAGUUUAUUUCAGAAAGGGAAAAGUUCUUUUAAUGCUGCAGUCGAUUAAGCGAGCCAGAAAAUUGGAUCUGAACAAUUCCAUGCUACACACUUGUAUCAUACGCUUCUUGAAAUUCAUUAGUGAUAACAAAGUGGAGUGGGAUCCUGCCGUCGAUUCGGUAUUGAAGAGCGAAUUGAAGGCCCACUUCAACAACGAGCAGGAUGCUACCAAAUUAAACCACCAGUUCCUUGAAACAUACGGGGAUCGUUUGGAAUCCGUCCUCGAAGGUGGCAAGAUGUCUUAUUAUCUUGACAAAUCGAGUCGAAGCCGUUCCCUCGAUCUUGUUCUCAGCUUGGACAAUAAGUAUAAGGAUGUAAAUAUUAAGAAUUGUAAUAAUGUGUUGGGAGCUUUGAGGAAGGGCGAUUUUGGCGAUUGCGCCAAAGAGAUGGAGGACUACGUGGCGCGAUGCAAUAAAGCCUUCCCGUAUUGCGCAUCCUUCCAAAAGGAGAAGACUGUUGAGAACAAUCAUAUACAGAGCGAGAAUGCCCUGUGUUCAGACUGUCAGAUAGUCAAUGAUGAACAAUUCAUGCCAUUUAAUAACAUUUAAUAUACGAGUUGCAUUAAAGAUAAUCAGUUUUCCUUGGACUGGGUUUCUUGUAUAUUUUGGCCCGAAGCAAAAUAAAAUUAAUAAAAUAAUCAUAAUUUG
Messenger RNA from Nicrophorus vespilloides, 2901 nucleotides. RefSeq names its product N-alpha-acetyltransferase 16, NatA auxiliary subunit. NCBI's taxonomy places the organism in Eukaryota, Metazoa, Arthropoda, Insecta, Coleoptera, Silphidae. Gene Ontology annotation, molecular function: protein binding; protein-N-terminal amino-acid acetyltransferase activity. The transcript has 11 exons. Gene Ontology annotation, cellular component: cytoplasm; NatA complex. Gene Ontology annotation, biological process: N-terminal peptidyl-methionine acetylation. Bases 178 to 2802 code for a protein of 874 amino acids. The record is from RefSeq and is a predicted model, not a curated record.